AUGAUAACUGGUGCAGACACUAUAGAGGUCUCUUAUCAGAGCUCCGAAAACGUAUUAGACGAGCUCAAACCUGUAGUGGAACAAGCCAAGGCGGAAUCUGACGUGCUGCGUAACAUUUAUGACAAGAUUUUGAUAACAUCAAAAAAGAAGCUAAGGUCGUUUGUAAAGACAUUUGAUCGUUCAAAUGAUAUGACAAGACCCAUUAUUCGCUAUAUUAAGGACAAGGCAAACGCAUUUAUAGAAGAAAAACAUGAUGAGAUUCCAUUUGGGGAAGUUGCAAGGAUAGCAUCCGAAAUCAUUAAUCAAAUGGAAAAAUUGAAAAAAAGUAAAAAUGUCAAAUCUGAAGCUAAGCUUGUAAGGGACGCACUAGACAACUUGUCAGCAUUAAGUCGACUACCGUUCUUUGGAAAUUUUUUAAAAGGUGAUACUUUAAUACAAAGCCCCCAGAAAACUUUAGAAAGAUUGACCACCAUAGCUGCCAAAUCGCUGUUGCCUGACCUAUUGAGAAUUAAGAUGAACAGCAAAAAUAAAAAGAACUUCCAAAGAUGGACUAGAGUAGCAUCCGUUCUCAACUACUAUUUACAGCUGAAAACAAAACGUGAAUUGUCCAAGAAGAAACUACCUCGACAAAUAAGAAACGAACUAAAAGCAUUGGAAAGGUUUGCAAAGGAGGCCAGGAAUAAUUUAAGAAGACUAGAAAAAUCAAAAGGCAAAAAACGUGUAAAAGCUUUAAACACACUUAAGAAAGAUAUCGAUAAUUUGGAAACGUUUUUACAGAAAAAUGCAGCACCAACAACCACAGCGCCAGAUAUUGGAAGAACAACAGCACAGCCAGACGGUGGCCAAACAACUGCUCAGUCAGGCGGUAGCUCAACAACUGUUCAGUCAGGCGAUGCACAAACAACAACUGAGUCAGGCGGUGGUCAAACAACAGCUCAGCCAGGCGGUGGGCAAACAACAGCUCAGUCAGGUGAUGGCCAAACAACAGCUCAGUCAGGCGAUGGCCAAACAACAGCUCAGUCAGGCGAUGGCCAAACAACAGCUCAGUCAGGCGAUGGCCAAACAACAGCUCAGUCAGGCGAUGGCCAAACAACAGCUCAGUCAGGUGAUGGCCAAACAACAGCUCAGUCAGGCGAUGGCCAAACAACAGCUCAGUCAGGCGAUGGCCAAACAACUUCUCCAUCGGGAGAAGAAAUAGAUCCAACAACUGGGCUUAAUUUACCAGAUGACUUGCCCACGUUGGAUGAAUUUUCUAAGUUUAAAUCAUUCGAGUUCACCAAAGAGCUGGCUCUAACGGAUGACUGUAGUGUUUCCUUAUCAUCUGAUGGUUGUAUAAUAUCCACCAUACCCAAUCCUGACGACUGUCUCACUGUUACCGUUAUUAUUGAAAAAGUAUUGAAUACUAUAAGUGGUAUAACUGAGGCUCUUCAAAUUGGCUCAGUUGGGGGAAAUCCUAUCGAUUUGUCUGAUUUGGUUGUUAAAUAUUUUGAAGUAAAUGUCUGUGAUGAAACUGUCACACUUUCCGUUGCUCUAUUUGCUGAUCGGAAAAUAACAAUUAUCCCAUCUGCGUUGAGUGUUACAAAUAUCGAGAUCGAUCUCACUAUUUUAAUACCAACAAAAUCUAUAUCUGUUUCGUUCAGUGCAACAUGGGACUUGGGAGGAGUUGCUUUUACAAUUCAGGCGAGCUACGAUAGUGGAGAAUAUGAAAUAAUUGCCCGUCCUCUUUCAUCGGAUCUGUCCCUAGCCAAACUGUUAGGGAGUGUAACGAAUGCAGUUGUUCCAGGAGAUUCGACAAGUGCAUCGUCCCUUUUUAAUGAACUAAAAUUAAAUGAUAUCACGAUUAGUGAUGUGAGCCUUGUUGCAAAAUUUACUGACUCGGGUAUUGGUGUCCAAUUUUCUUUUACUGCAACAGUGUCUGGAUUAGGAAGCACGGCCAUCAUGUUAAACUUUAAUAGACUGAGGGAAGGAGGUGACUAUGAUAAUGGAUUUUCAUUGGCUGCUCUAUUGAAAGACCUCACGCUUGCAUCCAUUAUUCAACAUAUUGCGAACUAUGAUAUUUCUAGUGUUCCUCUUAUCGGUAGUUUAGAGUUUCCAGAGGUAGCUUUAAUCGGGGCCUCCAAAGAUAUUCCCAUGUUAAUAGUCGAUUACAACAGUGAGUCUGAUGUCAUGUCCCUAUUACCUUCAGUAGCUAAGGGUGUGACAAUAUUGUUUAGUGCAAGGUUAGAUGGAAAUUCAGAUCCAAUGAAUUUCAUGGUUACAUAUACUCCUCCAAGGUCAAUUGGAUUUAAAAUUUUGCCAGGACCUCAGGUUGAUAUUGAGAGUAUUCUUAACACACUUCUUGAUUCAAUCAAUAUCCAGCUUCCUCCCGGUUUUCCUUUAGCCUCUUUUCUCAAUCAAGGUCUCUCUAAUAUGAACUUCAAUGGUGAAGUCAAUGAACUCUCUUUUCCAGUGGUAAUUGAGGAUGACAUAACGAUAGUUGAAAAUGUGUUUGAGAUAGAAGAACCCCAGGUUGAGUUUGUCAUUGGAUUGGGAAAACCCAAGACAUUAAGCUUUGUGGCAAGUGGAACUUGGAUGAUAAGAGACUAUCCGAUCGAAUUAACAAUCAGCAAACCACCAGGUGGUUCUGAAUUUCUUGCAUCCGCUUGCUCGGAUAGACCAUUACAAGUUGGGAAAGUCAUGGCAAAAUUAGCGUCAUCAUUUCUUCCAGAUUUUGUCGCAGAUGCAUUUGAAACCUUUUCAAUCGACGAUCCAUGUAUUGAGGUCUUGAUAGGCAAAAACUUUGGGAUGAGGGUAAGUGGCACUGCGGUAAUAGGUAGUUUUGAUGCCUCUAAAGUAGAAGUUUUAGGAGGUAAGGUAGAUGGAGCUAUGCUAAUGGCCCUUGGAGUUGUACUCGAAAAGACAAAACUCAGCAGUGUAAUAGAUAAACUCACAAAUGGUGAAAUUGACAUAUCUUCGAUGCCAGGCAGUAGAAUAUUUGACGAAAGUUCUAUAGGUUUCGUAACGUCGACUCAUGAAAUACCGAGCAUAGGAAGGAGUGAUUUAAAAUUCCGAUUGGCAAUGUUAGAUGAUACUAAUAUACUCGAUGGGGUAAGUUUAGUUGCUCAAAUAAAACUACCCCAGGACUGUUCAGGUGAUAUUGUCUGUGGAGUCUUCAAAAAAUUCUUUGGAGCUGAUUUUUCACUGAUUAUCAAAGGUCGUCUUGCAAUUAACGAUCUUCUUCUAGAGGUGACAAUACCAACAGAAAUAACGAUUGCCGAGGGUUUCACUCUGUCAGGAUUGGGGUUUAGAGUGAUUGUUAGACCACCUAUGAUCGAGGUUGCCCUUGUAGCGAGUCUAGUUAUAGAUGAUCCAGCAUUAAGUUUCAGUGGUGCUAUUGGGUUUUCAACAACUGGGGGUGCAACCUUGGAGAUGGCAAUGGUUGGAUGUUGGGUUAAACCAUUUACAAUCCCUAUACUAACUAUAUGCGAUCUCUACAUCAAGAUAGGCAUAACGCCAGAACCUACCCUCAUAUCAGAGCUGCAUCUAGGAGGGCGUGGUCAGAUCGGUAUGAUUGGCAACCCCAAAGCAAGACUGUUUAACGCAUCUUUAUUUAUUGGUCUUAACAAAAUUGUUCCAUCAGAAAGUUAUUUCAUGGGCGAAAUUUCUAGUUUAACAAUCCCUGACGUAUUGGCCGCAUUUGCUUAUUUCCCAAGUCUCCCAAAGGCUUUGGAGGAGAUCGGUUUCCCAGAUGGUCUUGCUAUAUCUUAUUCACAAUUUGGCAAAAUGUUGCCAAAUGGUGUUAACAUCCCGAGUGGUUUUAGGUUUAAUGGUACCUUGCAGAUCCUUGACUUUAGGGUCAGUAGUACCAUGCGCUUGGAUAUCAAUGGUAUUUACAUUUUGGUGAUGGUUGAUAGGUUUAAUAUUGGGAAUGAUCUAAUCAGCAUUGAUGGUGACGGUAAAUAUGGCCCUGAGUUGUUAGUUGACGUUGGGUGGAAUCCACCUCGAGCCAAGAUAGAUAUUAUGGGAAGGGUGUGUGUGCUUAAAAUUUGUGCAUCGGUAAAUAUAACCAUAGAUUCAAGAGGUAUUUACUUUGAAAUUGGAGGUAGCUUCUUGAGUCUCUUUGAGGCCCAACUUACCAUUACAGCUAAUUAUGCCUCCUUGGCUACUGCAAAGUUUUCAGUAGCUGGCUAUUUUAAACAAACUCUCCUGGAAAAUUUGAAAAAUAAAGUUACUGGCGCAAUAAGUGAUCUAAGUAAGGAAGCAACUGCAGCUUUUGAUGCAGCCAAAAGGGAACUUGAUUCAGCUAAAGGAGAAUUGAAAGAUGCUGCUGAUGAUCUUCGAGAGAAAAAAUCCGAUGUUGACAGGAUCCAGAAUUCAAUUAACUCCAAGGCUGAAGAGAUAGGUAAUCAGAAAGCAAAGGUUGAUGUCUUAGAGAGAAAGUGGAAAGAAUCUGUAGAAAAGGCCAGGAGAGAGGUUGGAAAGCUAGAUGCUGCAAAGAAAGAGAUCACAAACCUUCAAAAUAAAAUUAAAAACGGAGAAAGCGUUUGUCCUAGUGGUUGCAGACGCCGCAGAAAAAGAGACAUAUCACAUGACAGGCGAUCGAUUCUCAAUGGGCACUUCAUGAAAGCUUCUUUACGGGAUGUCAGACUCGAUGGCAAAACUUCCAAAAGUUUCCUUAACCCAAGUAGAAAACGAGUCAUCAAAGUGGUUUUAGCCAAUGGAAUGAUUACGAGAGACAAACGUUUCCUCCUUGAUAAUAUUGAGGAGGGAAGAGAGACGGUAGAAGAUGGUAUUGAGAUAGGGAAAGAAAAGACCAGAGAAGCCGCUGAAGACGUCCGUGAGACUGCAGAAGACGCCAAAGAGAUUACAAAAGAAAAGGCGAGAGAGGUCGCUGAAAGAACUCGCGAGGCUGCAGAAAAGACUAAAGGAUUGCAACAUGUGCAGCGAAGGACGUUGCAAGAAAUACGUGUUUGGCGCCUUUCAAAACACUGA
Molecule: messenger RNA, 4971 nt
Organism: Owenia fusiformis
Lineage: Eukaryota; Metazoa; Annelida; Polychaeta; Sabellida; Oweniidae
Source: the annotation of a GenBank genome assembly